Messenger RNA from Aedes albopictus (Asian tiger mosquito), 1202 nucleotides. RefSeq names its product protein lin-7 homolog C (gene veli). Lineage: Eukaryota; Metazoa; Arthropoda; Insecta; Diptera; Culicidae. Gene Ontology annotation, molecular function: protein binding. The transcript is spliced from 3 exons. Gene Ontology annotation, biological process: maintenance of epithelial cell apical/basal polarity; protein localization to basolateral plasma membrane; neurotransmitter secretion. Gene Ontology annotation, cellular component: cell-cell junction; basolateral plasma membrane; synapse. Bases 245 to 820 code for a protein of 191 amino acids. The record is from RefSeq and is a predicted model, not a curated record.
UCCCGUAUCAUCAUUAGUGGCGAGCCAAGUGUUAGGUGAAAAAUAACAUUCCUCGCAAAAACAUUUGGAUUUUUACCAUUUUAGGACGUAAACUAGCGGAUGAAAGUGUGGCAACAUAUUCAUCAUAGCUUUUAGGUGGCGCACAGGAAUAUCCAAAUUGAAGUUAGGACGCCAGUGGCCCGCCAAGUGCUAUACUCUAUUUUGUAAGACAAAAAUCGAUUGAAUUUUAGAGCAAUCCGAUAAAAUGGCCAACGUUUGCGAGCCAUUAACACUAGCCAAAGAUGUAAAGCGUUCGAUUGAACUGCUGGAGAAGCUGCAGAUGAGCGGAGAGGUACCCGCCACCAAGUUGGCCGCCCUGCAGAAAGUCUUGCAGAGCGAUUUCCUGAACGCCGUUCGCGAAGUUUACGAGCAUGUUUACGAAACCGUAGACAUUCAGGGUUCGCUCGAUGUGCGAGCAUCUGCCACUGCCAAAGCUACCAUCGCGGCAUUCGCUGCCAGCGAGGGACAUGCCCACCCCAGAGUGGUGGAACUGCCCAAGACGGACGAAGGUCUAGGAUUCAACGUCAUGGGAGGAAAGGAGCAAAAUUCGCCCAUCUACAUUUCCCGUAUUAUCCCUGGAGGCGUAGCCGAUCGCCAUGGUGGAUUGAAACGGGGCGAUCAGCUCCUCUCGGUGAACGGCGUUUCCGUCGAAGGCGAAAAUCACGAGAAGGCUGUCGAGCUGUUGAAGCAGGCCAUCGGCUCCGUUAAGCUGGUCGUACGUUACACCCCAAAGGUUCUGGAGCCCAAAGGUUCUGGAGGAGAUGGAGUUGCGCUUCGAUAAGCAACGAGCGGCCAGAAGGCGCCAACAGUACUAAAGAUAGAAACGUCAUGAUCGUGCACAAUAGUUGCCAUACAUCGAUAAAUUAUCUCUUACUCGAAUUAGAAAAUGGUAUUCAGAAAGCCGAGUUCAUGCUAUUUACCAACAUUAUUCUACGAUUGAUCGCUUUGUAGCGGGAUUUCUCAUAUUUUCAUCUAUGUGAACACCGUUUUAUGUUUUCCAUUUAAGUUAGAUUUAAUUUAACUUUCACUUUGUUUCUUGUCCAUUCACGUUAAGAUGACACACAUAUUUACAGUUUAUGUUAACUUCGAUCGUGUUAAACUGUCUGAUCCCAUUAAUGAUUAUAUCCAUAACAAAUAAAAAGUAUAUGUCGCGUUGAUGGCUA